CCUCCUCUCGGGCGGCGACCUCGCAGGCAGCCUGAACGUCUCGCACCGGUGGAAUCUCCUCUCGCCACCCGUCGGCCCUGCUGCUACCCCGAGCUCCCACGCCAGGCAUCCUCGUCUCCAUUCUGGCCGUCGACCGCAUCGGCCGGCGCGGCUGCUUCCGGAUCGGAUUCUUCCUGCAGGGCACGCUGCUCGCUGGUAUGGCUGUGGCGCCACGCCACCCGCCGCUCCUCGCGGCGAUCGGGUUCGUCGCGACGGGCUGCCGCUGCUUCGGGUGGGAGGCGGCUCAGAUGUGGUGCGUCGAGGCCUUCCCCACGCCCAUGCGUGCCACUGCGCUCGCCCUCUCCGUCACCGUGAUGCGUUUGCUCUCCGUCGCCACGCUCACGCUCUCCGCGGCGGCCGGCCGCAACGCCGAGCCCGCGCUGGCGCGGCAUUUUGUCGGCGAAGCUCGUCAGCGGCCACAAGGCGCCGUUCACACGUCUCGGUGUGUACAGGCACUGCUCACCAUUGGCGGGCUGCUGUUCGUGGGUGGCUGCUUCGCCACGCUACUGCUGCCGCGUGAGACGGCAGGCGCACUCAUGGCGGGGGAUGGGUAGAAGCGCCCUGGUCUCGGCGCGUUGGGUGUGUGAUGGGGAGAGGACGACGGUAAAGCGG
This is a messenger RNA of Emiliania huxleyi CCMP1516, 651 nucleotides long. RefSeq lists its product as hypothetical. The annotation marks the transcript as partial. The record is from RefSeq and is a predicted model, not a curated record. NCBI's taxonomy places the organism in Eukaryota, Haptophyta, Isochrysidales, Noelaerhabdaceae. The transcript is spliced from 2 exons.